UUAUUUAAUAACAAAAAGCCAUCCAAUAUGGAAGAGGAACUAAGAUUUAUCAAUAGCCACAAAGGAGUCACCGUAAAAGACGUUGCAGCUGAUGAAUUCAUCAAGACUUUCGCUGCCUUCUUGAAGAAAUCAGGAAAAUUCAAGAUCCCAGAAUGGUCCUCUUAUGUUAAAACCGGAUGCCACAAGGUACUCGCUCCUUUCGACCCAGACUGGCUUUAUGUAAGAGCUGCUGCCGUCGCUAGAUAUCUCUAUAUUAGAAGAAGAGCAGGAAUGAAACUUUUGAGAAACCACUUCGGAGGAAGAAAGAGAGGUGACCUCCACAGAGAGCACCAUGUCCUCACUGGAGGAAAGUGUAUCAGAUACUGCCUUCAACAACUCGCAAAGAUGGAAUUAAUUGGUAUCGUCCAGGUUAGAGGAGAUGAUGACAAAGUUAUCUCAACUCAAGGAAGACAGAUCACCAAUAAAGGUAUUAGAGACAUGGACAGAAUCGCCAGACAAAUUAAAAGAGGCUAGAUAAGUUGCUCAUAAUAAUGAUA
Molecule: messenger RNA, 536 nt
Organism: Moneuplotes crassus
Lineage: Eukaryota; Ciliophora; Spirotrichea; Euplotida; Euplotidae
Source: the annotation of a GenBank genome assembly